CUAUCCACGAAUUGUGGUUGGAUUGGCUCCUCUGCUUGAAUAUACCGCCACUAGAUCAAGCGUUGUCAUUCUACCUGUCAUUCGUUCUCCAUUCCUUCCAUACCACCUCGGCUACCCAUCUCUGUCGAGUUUGGAUUCCCCAGCACAGAACGAUCUAAUUCUCCGCAGUCGUUCAUGUCUCUCAUAUAGCCACCAAUCUCCUGACUAGAGAGAGGCUAAGAUAAAGAUCCCUCUGAUGAUAUACGAUAUACUAUAUUUUUAGAGACAAAUAGGCGUACCUAUCAAUUCGAGCCGUGUUAUAUAUCGGAAGCUAAGAGACAAUCAGCAAUAGUUUCCUCUAGCGGCACCCGGGGUGUUUGUUUGUUCCCAAGUUGCUUUCUGAGGCCGAUCUACUCUUCAGUAGAUGUGGCCCUAUGUGUCGGGAGGUUGUUGGUCUUAUAUUAAACACAAGGGUGUGCUUGGCUGACCCCGGCCUCCACUUGCUCGCGCUUCUACAUCGAUUCAGGAGUCAUAAAUAGUCUCGCUCCCUUCACGCUCCGCUCCAUAACUAGCGUUCUUUAUUAUCUAGGCAUCUAUUCAGUUGUUUGCCCUUGCUUUCAGUAAGGCUACCCUCAGUCUGACUUCUAUGGACGACAUGCGAACUCAAUACAAUAAAAUCACUACUAAUAUGGAAUCGAUGACUAUUCAACGAAAGCCAACCUUAGACUCCUUGUUUCCGCUCCGUACGUUGCAACCUCAGUCGUCUCAACUGAACUUUGGUCGGCUCCCAAGUCCCCUGGGAUACAAAGGAGCGGACGGCGCAAUCCGUCGCAAUCCUAUCCCGGAACCGCCUUAUUCUCCCAUAAGUAAUAGUUCUCGCGCCUCAUUCUCCCAAGCCUCGUGUACAGAUUCCUGGGAGGGAAUAUCGACCGCACCUUCGUCUCCACAGACGCCACGUUCUAAAUACGAAAUCGACGAGACUCUUGUCAAACUUGAAUCGAUACCGCCACGCCGAGGGGCCCUCAAGCAUAGUCGUGAUAGCUUGGAUGGAGGUACCAAAGAAACCAAACUUACCUCGAUCGAGCUACCAAGUCUUACUCAUCUACUCCCCCUAACUGGACAUGAGAAUAGUAAUGCCUUUUCUCACCCAACCGCCAGACCUCUGAACCGAACUUGUCCUAGCCCGGCGUCUAAGACUGAAUAUACGCACUCGAAGAGACCAUGGCAGUCACCACCCGAGGAUCCCAUCAUCCAGUGCCUCAAUCUUUGGAGAAAGGAAUCCGGUGAUGAUAAGUGUCUCCUUUCACAGCCGCGGAACCGAGAUGGAUUCUCACUUCUUAACAUCGAUCUGGAUUUUCGGGACUCGGCACCUGCUCCGUAUCGUGAGAAGCAGCAAUACACGCCACCACGCCACGACUACUGUCAACAGCCUCGCGAAGAAUCCCCGUCUGGGUCAAAAAAGAGAGAACUUCCGGAUGACGAGACCGAUGAAAAAGCCCCGCACAACAAUCUUAAGUAUUCAGUGGAGGAAACGGACUACAUCCGGUUUAAUAGGUACGAGAUGAAGCUCUCGUGGGAAGAAGGGAAGCUCCUCUUCCGAGAUAAAUUCCCGAUGGCCAAUGCCAGGAUGAACCGCCGCAAACAAGGCAUCCAGGGCGUCCAUUAUCGGGAUAACCUGCACCUUCCCCACCUCGUCGAUAGGGGGAGGACGCUGGUGUUUUUGCCUAACGGACACGUCAAGUCUACGGUGGUAAAGGUUCGUGAUCAAGGCGAAGACAAGCCGUACUUCAGCCUUACCUACCUAUAUCCUGAACGAGCACUGCUUUACGACUGGGUGCCGCCUAAGGUUAAGCAAGCCGCCGCCUAUAUCGUUAAAGAACGUAUCGCCCAGAAGGAAGCAAAGAAACGUGAGGCUAUUCAAACAGGCGAAUGGCAGGAGAAAGAUGACACUGGCACGUGCGCUUGCUGCCCGAAGCCGGACCGCCAUAGGGAUGACGACAACCAAUUCACCCCCAAGCCUUUAGCGGGACGUCGCCCUUCGCGGCCAGCACCUAGACGUAACCCCAGAAGACUAUUUGACUCGCAGAAUAUUACGCAACCUGAGAUAGGCGUAGCCUUACAUGCCCCCGAACAGCUUCACAACCAUCCCGGCGCCAAGCGACGAAAAGUUAAAUCGGAAAACAUCUAAGAUCACAUCCACAAACACACGAAGCGAAUGUGUGGCUCCAAGUAAACCGAAAUAUGACCCUUUUUAUCCUACGCACCUGAAAAGGUACCUAGGUAGUCAUAUUUGGACUUCCUCGCCUUCUUUUAAUACUAUUCACGAUAUCCUAGACGGUACAUACCUAUCUAUCGUUCCACACAGCAUAUUUCUCUUCGCUUUCUACCAAUUUCUGUGUACCUACUUAAUUAUAUAUCGAAAAAAAUACUCGACACUGGCGAGAUAUUAGCUUGAGCUCGCCUUACCAUAGAUUUGUCACCUACGAAUUUUUAUCCAUUCAUCUACGUAUCGAUUUCAUUCCUUUACAUAUUACUCAACGGGCGAUAACCGGGCCGUGGGCAGCAAGGAUAAGGGGACAAGAGAAUAAGGGACGGUGGCAUGAUGAAGGCUUAUUGGCGUAUAGGGGGAGGCUUGUUAGGGGAAACAUGGUAAAAUGUUAGGG
Molecule: messenger RNA, 2642 nt
Organism: Annulohypoxylon maeteangense
Lineage: Eukaryota; Fungi; Ascomycota; Sordariomycetes; Xylariales; Hypoxylaceae
Exons: 2
Coding region: 626-2167 (513 amino acids)
Source: RefSeq, a predicted model, not a curated record